AUGAAAUCAUUAAUAAGGAUACAUUCGGCAUUAGCGACCUUACUAUUUAUUUUUGCUGCAGUUGCAGUUGCAGCUCCAUCAAAGAGCGUUGAUCUUUCCAAAACACCACAGGAGCUUGUCAUGGAAGAUAUUCCAGACAAAACUAAUGAAGGUUUUUGGUGGAUCAAGUUUUACUCACCAUACUGCCACCAUUGCAAGGCUUUUGCGCCCAGUUGGGACCGAAUCUACAAGAAAUUGAACUCUUCUUAUGAAGAGCUGCAUUUUGCAAGUGUCAACUGUGUCACACAGGGUGAUUUAUGCGAUAAGAUGGAAGUCAAUGUGUACCCUACAAUCAACUUAUACAAGGACAACAAUCUCGUAAAAAACAUGAAGGGAAUCCAGGCAGAAGAUUUUCUGGAGAAAUUUAUUGAUUUAGAAAUUAAAAAAGCUCGUGAUAAUACUGAACCACCGAAAGAAUCAAAUGGAUCAAGUGAAUCUAAUGAAUCUAAUGAAUCUAAUGAAUCUAAUGAAUCUAAUGAAUCUAAUGAAUCUAAUGAAUCUAAUGAAUCUAAUGAAUCUAAUGAAUCUAAUGAAUCUAAUGAUAAGCCCUCUGAUGAAUCAGCCGAGUCAAGUGAAGGGCCAACAAAAUCAAAAGACUCUAAAUUCCCCUCUUACCCUAACUCAUCUGAUGUUGUUAAUUCCCAAUACCCUGAAUCUAUUGAUCCGGAGCUUCUUGAAGAAGUUGCUGAUGGAUCACUUCCUAACCCUAAUGGCAUUUCUGUUAAUCUCGAGCACAGUGAUUUUAGCCGACUUGUAACAGCCAAACGUGACGGCUGGUUUAUUCAGUUUUACUCUACCGACUCCAAAUACACUCGCAACAUUCAGCCUGCUUGGGAUUUGAUGGCUGCAGAAGCCAAGGGUAAGGUUAAUAUUGGUCAGGUCAACUGUAAGAUUGAGCGCAGACUUUGCAAGGAGGCUGGCAUUACACAAUUCCCAACUUUGAAGUACUUUGCAUCUUCUAUGCAAUCUGAGUAUAAGGGUCUUCGUGGAACUGGUGAUUUACUGCAGUUUUUGAAGCGUGUUUAUGAUUCCCAUCACCCCAAGAACCUUUCCUUUAAGGAAUAUAGUGUUAUUCGCAAAGAUGCUGAAGAUGUGACAUUGCUUUAUCUUUAUAACCACAACACUGCGACUGAGGAUUUCCAGGCUUUUGAAAAACUUGCUGUUUCUGUUAUUGGGACAGUUGACAUUGCCAUUUCUAAUGAUACCAGUAUUAUUGAAGAUUUGAAGGAAGAUAGUGUUCCUGCAUUGUAUGCCAUUUCCAAGGAAAAGAAGGUUAGAUUUCCAGAGAAGACAUCUUAUGGUUUGCGUGACCAUAACCAACUUGUGCAAUGGGCUGAAAAGAAUCGUCAACCCUCUGUUCCUCAACUUACACCUUCGAAUGUCAAGGACAUUUUUUCCAACUCUAUUGUGGUUCUUGCUAUUCUUGAUCCUCGUGAAGAAGAGGUUACUACAUCGUCUAUCAAGGAAUUAAAGGCAGCAGCUGUGGAGAUUCAGGAGAUUAUGGCUAAGAAUGAACGGGAAGAAUUGGAAGAGCUUCGAAAGAAGAAGCAAUUGAAGAUUGAUGAGGCCAAAGAUAAGGAGGAUAAGGGAGCAGAAGAGCGAGCAAAUGAGAUUCGGGUUGAAGUUAAUGGUAAAGAGCCUAUUAGUGUUGCAUGGAUUGAUGCUAUUUUCUGGGAACGAUGGCUUAAAGGUAGAUAUGGUCCCUACGACCAAGCACGCGUUAUUAUUAAUGAUGAGCGAGGUGGUAAGUAUUGGGACCGAACUAUUGGAGGGGAUGUUCUUAAGCCUUCAAGAUCCAGUAUUUUGGAGACACUUGAGGAGAUUAUGUCACCUAAUUCCAAGAUCAAGCCAGUAUCUUUGCAUAAUAGUGUUUUGGUUUACAUUUCAGAAACUAAGGACAAUGUGAUUGCCAACAAAGGCUUUUAUUUGACCAUUGUUGCAAUUAUUUUGUUUGCGAUUUGGUAUACUAGACACUAUUCGCAUCCCAGCCGCAAGUACAAUUCGUUACCUUCUGAAGGUCUUCUUGGUAAGCAAGACUAA
Molecule: messenger RNA, 2079 nt
Organism: Magnusiomyces paraingens
Lineage: Eukaryota; Fungi; Ascomycota; Dipodascomycetes; Dipodascales; Dipodascaceae
Exons: 1
Coding region: 1-2079 (692 amino acids)
Cellular component (GO): endoplasmic reticulum
Molecular function (GO): protein disulfide isomerase activity
Source: RefSeq, a predicted model, not a curated record